CAAUACGCGAAAAUAACUGUCAUGUUGCCUUCACCAAACCGGAAAGGUGACUUUUGACGCAACGCGUGUACGUCUGUGGCGUGUGUUUGUGCGUCUGUGGCGUGUGUGUGUGUGUGUGUGUGUGUGUGUGUGUGUGUGUGUGUGUGUGUGUGUGUGUGUGUGUGUGUGCGCGCGCGCGCGCGUGGGGUGUGUGUGUUUGUGUGUUAGAGAGAGAAGGCGAGAAAGAGAGGUGUAGCACAAACAGGUGUAUCCAAAGCAGGUAGAGCUGCGCCUUCGUUGCGCCAACAACACUGAAGGGAUUUCCGCUUUUAACGGACUGAUUUUCCACAACCGAAACUUUAAAAAGAGACUUUAUUAAUAAAGAUAAAGACACGAUUAAGGAUGACCCGGCAGCAGGAGGCGUGAAUCCGCCUGCUUGCUUCUUAAGCAUAACCUGUCAUUACGGAUACUAACUACCUGGACAGAUGAGCGUUAUUCCAGCGCGGAUAUCGUCCCAAUUUGCGCACAUUUCAAAGUAACUGAGGAAGAGGAUGACACCUUUGUUGAACACACUCACUCUGUGUCUCUGUGUCCUCCGGAUCUGUGUGAUACAGGGGGGCUUUGUGGAUCUCCCUUCAGAAGAUCCCAUUCGCUCCUUAGCUGAAGAAGAGACCGCCCUGCCCUGUCGAUACAAGCCAUCUGGUGAUGAUGUGGUGGUGCAGGUAACCUGGUAUAAAGAGAGCGCCGAUUCAAGCAAGGAUCAGAUCAUCACUGCACAUCACACAAAUGGACAGACAGCGUUUGGGUCGUGGUCUCGACAUGUGCGCUUCAAAAGCAGCGACCCCACCGUGGACUCGUCUCUGGUCAUCAUGAACACAGAGGUCUCUCAUGAGGGGAAAUACAUCUGCCACAUCAGCACCUUCCCAUCGGGCAACUUUGACAUGGAGAUGAACGUCAUCGUGUGGACCGUUCCCAUCUCCUCCCUGGACCCUGCGAUUCUGGUGGAGGGACAGUCGUACCGACAGGCCGCUUCAUGCCGCUCUGUAGCCGUCCCGCCCCCCCACAUCUCCUGGGACACAGACCUGAACGGCCAGUCCACCAAUCGCACCUCGGACAAAGGAUCCGUCUCCUCGCUCUACUCCCUGCACCCCCUCAGGAGCAUGAACGGCAAGAAGCUGGACUGUCUGGUGUGGCAUCCCACUCUGCAGGGUCCCCGCAGGAUAAAAAACACCCUGGUGGUUCACUUCCCUCCACAUGCAGAGGUGUCUGGCUACAAUGGAGAAGGAGACUGGUCUGUGGGAAUGCAGAACGCUGCCCUGGGGUGUGUGAGUGGAGGAAACCCCAAACCACACAGUUUCACCUGGAUCAGAAUCGGUGGAGAGUUACCAGAAGGUGUGAUCCCCCACCCGAAUGGAACAUUAGUCUUUGGCCGACCCCUGAGCUCUUCAGAUGGAGGCACCUAUCAGUGUGUGGCAAAGAACAAAGUGGGCGUCGGGAAGGCGGAGGUGCAGAUUGGUGUGAUAGAGACUCCCGAGCAGAGGACAUCACCCGAAGACAUGGUGAUGAUGAUUGUAGGGGGCGUGGCCGGCGGGCUGCUGAUCCUGAUGCUUAUCGUCGUCAUCACUGUGACCUGCCACCACAAACGCAAGAACAAGAAACUGAAGAGGGAGCUGACUGAGAGGAAGGAGGAAAUAAGCACUCUCUCCAGGCAGGCCUCUUUCAGGAGGAUGAACUCCGUCAGCACAGAUGUCAGAGGAGCAACAGAAGAAAACAUCCCUCUGAGGGUGGAGGGAACCACGAGGACCAGCCUGUCAUCCCUCGGGGAGCAAGCUUACUGCCGUGACAGCCGAUCCACAAUCUCUGGUGGGCGUGGAGGAGGAGGAGGGGGAGCGUUCGACUACCUGGGCCGACCAGUCCUGCACAACAACUCUCGGCGGGGGAGGGAGCGUCUUCUGGAUAGAGACGAGGAGAACCGACUCCGAGUGGAAACAUAUGUGAGAAACAGCUCGAUAUCUUUGCAGGAAACCCGUUUCCACCCUCCUCUCACGCCGUCACCCUACCCGGUUGUACAGUCCACUGAGAUCGUCAGACAGCUGAAUGGCAGCGUCAUCAUCCCACUCGAAGGGGGUUCAAGACCGGGAAGUGUCACCAGGAUUAACCCACAACCCCCUCCGAGCUGCACCUACCCGCCUGUGACAGACGAUGAGGAUGAAGUGGAUGAAGGUCUGGGCGGUCCCGCCAGUCAGGAGCAUCCUGACGAUCAAGACAGCGAGACAAACAGCUCCCAGGUGUCGGACGCUCACAGUACUCGCUAUCUGCAGACUAACGGCAUGAUCAGACCCAAAUCUCGACUGAGCCCGAAUGGGGUGAACCCCCAUGCCUCCCUGAUCCACAAGGCCCAGAUAGUUUAGCAUGACAUUGAAAACUACCCGAGUGGCCGGAUCUCAGGCUUGGAGGUGGUUUAAUGGGGGAUUCACUGGAAAAAGGUGGUCAGAACCCGUGUUCUACAUAUCACCACUUGACUCCAAUGAUGCAUCUUCUUUAUUGUGUGGGAACAUGGUGCAAUAGAACCAAGUCUUCAAAGGAGAAAAUGUACUCCAAAGCAUCUCCAGGACUCUUCUGUAUAUCUGCCUACUGUUGAUGAGGUGUGGUGUUAAUCCACCUGCACUACAGACGUUUAAAAAAAAAAGACACUGUUGCAUUUUCAGUGCAGUUACAUUACGACAUUUAAUUUCCUCCUCAGCAACAGUUGUUGCUCUUACACGCUCUACCUAACAGGUGACUGCAGUUCACAUUCCUCUCGUGGGGGAUGUCGAAAGCACUCAAUGACAGUAAAUCAGGAAAUGCAUGAAUAAUACUUGAGGAUGUGUGAGCUCUUAGAGUGCAUUGCGACAACGCAAUACAGAGGGUGGAUUUUUUUUUUUCCUCUGGUGUUGUUUUCAAUUUACCAGUAAUUGUGCCGGUGUUAACUUCUUGUACUUGCACAACGCAGUUUGGGAUCUGAUCCAAAGCAAUGGGCUGGUUCCUCACUAGCCACACCUGGAACAUGCAUACCUCUUUGUAUUGUCUUACUGUCCUCAUGCCUUUGCCUAAAGCACUGAGACAGUUGGGAUUAGAUAAAGACAUCACACCGCCAGAACGUGACUAAGGAGUCCUUUAAAUGUAGUCAUUCUGAGAUUUGUAAAUCUGUACAAAGGUGUAAAUAAUUCCCUUUAAAAACAUUCAAAAUAUUUGUAUAAUACAUCAAUCUAAUUAUCAGUUAUGCACUCGACUGACAUGCCACAAGUUCAGUUGAUUGUCCAGUUCCUUUAUGGCCUCCAUCUUCACAAAGAUAACAUUAAUAACUUAAUUCUCAAAUAUACACACAUUGUAGAAAUAUAGCCAAGAUAUAUAUUUCUGCUUUUUUUAACCAAAAGAGUUUAUUCACUGUAAAUAAAUCUUUAACAUGACACACAAAGUCAAACAGAGUGCAUUGUGAACCUUUACACAUGCACACAAAAGCUGCCAAAUAUUUGUACAAUACAUUUACAUUUUGAAUGUUUUAAUUUUAUUGGAUAAUGUGUCAUUGUGUCGCUUGACAUGGCUACUUUAUUAAAUACAUGUGGACUCUUACACCAGGACAGGUCAGUGGAUAGGGUAGAACACCUGGGAGAGAGAGAGCUUAAGAAAGAUGGGAGCCAAAGGUUGGACCAGGAACCGGGCCGCCAGCACAUGGGCGCCACCCAACAGCUAGGCCAUCCAUCCAAUGAGACAUUGGACUCUUACAUCGGAGACCAUGAGACAAAAAAGCAACCACUGCCAUGGACACACUAUCUGUGAUUUGUCAAGUUUCUCCUGCCAGCUGUAUUAUAGAGUUUAAAAAAAAAAACGGGGAAAGAGAGAGGGGGAACAACAUGCUGUUACAUAUUCUUUUUUUAUAUUUGGGCAAAACCAAGUUUGUUUUUAUCUGUGGAACACUGAUUUUACAACUUUGUUUAUACUUUAUAUGUGCUGGGUAGAGUAGGAAACCGGGGAGAGUAAGAGAGAGAGGAGAGCGACAUGAUGGAAAGGAGCCAAUGGUCGGACCAGAACCUUGGCUGUCCGUACAUGGGCAUGACCCAAACACUAGGCCAUCCAGUGCCCCAUUGGACUCUGACACCAGAGGCCAUGAGACAAAAAAGCAACCACUGCCCUGGACACACUAUCUGCCAUUUCUCAAGUUUCUCCUGCCAGCUGUAUUUUUAUGAAUUCCCAAGAGCAGUAAAUGACUUUCCAAGAGGAAUGUGACAUCAGCUGUUACAUUUUUAUUAUUUUUUUAAAUAUAUUUGGGAAAACAAGUUUGUUUGUUUGUUUUUCUUUGUGAACCACUGAUUUUAUGUCGUUGUUCAUACUUAAUGUGUGCUGAGUAUUGGUGGGCUGUGUUACAACCCUGAAUUGGGAAUCAAUGUGCCAAAGGGAAAAUAUAAAAUCUUUUGCUGGUUUGGCAAAUAUGAAGUAUUAUUUAGUUUUUUGAGUUACCUUCUGUAAUUUCUAUUUUCCAAUGUAAAUGUAAAAAAAGACAUCAGAGUUACAACUGUUGAUUUAAAACUCUGCUUUUGGCUGAGGAUAGCUUUGCCAGCGUCAAACAGGUGAGCUCAGCAGUUGAUGGGUGUGAUAUGUGGAUGUAGUUUGUAUUUGUUGUGGACUGUGCCCCCUGAUGUAUACUGCUGGAUAGUGCAGGGAGCUGAAUGAGCCUUCAAACUGCCAAACUAUGACAGACUCUGCAAUCCACUGUGACUAUGCUCUUCCUCCUUCACACGUCUGGAUUUUUGUUUACUUUGAGGGCUAUGUGGGCUGUCAACUUGUGUUGAUUGGUUGAAAUAAAUGUGCAUGUUUUUCCUUAA
Messenger RNA from Labrus mixtus (cuckoo wrasse), 4841 nucleotides. It is a transcript of the gene nectin4a, whose product is annotated as nectin cell adhesion molecule 4a. The transcript has 11 exons. Gene Ontology annotation, biological process: heterophilic cell-cell adhesion; homophilic cell-cell adhesion. Bases 531 to 2390 code for a protein of 619 amino acids. Lineage: Eukaryota; Metazoa; Chordata; Actinopteri; Labriformes; Labridae. The record is from RefSeq and is a predicted model, not a curated record. Gene Ontology annotation, cellular component: adherens junction.